Molecule: messenger RNA, 1600 nt
Organism: Sorghum bicolor (sorghum)
Lineage: Eukaryota; Viridiplantae; Streptophyta; Magnoliopsida; Poales; Poaceae
Product: isocitrate dehydrogenase [NAD] regulatory subunit 1, mitochondrial-like
Exons: 4
Coding region: 149-1276 (375 amino acids)
Biological process (GO): isocitrate metabolic process; tricarboxylic acid cycle
Cellular component (GO): mitochondrion
Molecular function (GO): isocitrate dehydrogenase (NAD+) activity
Source: RefSeq, a predicted model, not a curated record
UAUAGUACCCAUCUCCACCUUCCCUUUCUCCUCUCUCCCGGAUUCCCGGCGACCUCCCACCCUUUUCCUUCCCUCCCGGCCGCCCGCCCGCCUCCGUGAUCGCAAUUCGCACCUGCCCGCGCGGCCCGACGACCAGUCCUCCCCACCCAUGGCGCGGCGAUCCGCCCCUCUCCUGCGCCGCCUCGUCUCCGCGUCCUCCUUCCCGCCCGCGCCGCAGCCCCUCGGCGGCGUCCUCGCGCGGCGCACGGUGACCUACAUGCCCCGACCCGGGGACGGCGCCCCGCGCGCCGUCACGCUCAUCCCGGGCGACGGCAUCGGGCCCCUCGUCACGGGCGCCGUGCGCCAGGUCAUGGAGGCCAUGCACGCGCCCGUCUACUUCGAGACCUACGACGUCCACGGCGACAUGCCCACCGUUCCGCCCGCCGUCAUCGACUCCAUCCGCCGCAACAAGGUCUGCAUCAAGGGCGGCCUCGCCACGCCCGUCGGCGGCGGGGUCUCCUCCCUCAACAUGCAGCUGCGCAAGGAGCUCGACCUCUACGCAUCGCUCGUCCACUGCUCCAACCUCCCCGGCCUGCCCACCAGGCACCAGGGUGUCGAUAUCGUCGUCAUCAGGGAGAACACCGAGGGCGAGUACUCGGGGCUCGAGCACGAGGUCGUGCCCGGGGUCGUUGAAAGCCUCAAGGUGAUCACAAAGUUUUGCUCUGAGAGGAUUGCCAAAUACGCGUUCGAGUAUGCUUACCUUAACAACCGAAAGAAAGUCACUGCAGUGCAUAAAGCAAACAUUAUGAAGCUUGCCGAUGGUUUGUUCUUGGAGUCUUGCCGCGAGGUUGCUUCAAAGUACCCUGGUAUUCAGUACAAUGAGAUGAUUGUUGACAACUGCUCUAUGCAACUUGUUUCAAAGCCAGAACAAUUUGAUGUCAUGGUUACACCUAAUCUUUAUGGCAAUUUGGUGGCUAACACGGCUGCAGGUAUUGUUGGAGGGACAGGCAUCAUGCCUGGAGGCAAUGUGGGUCAGGACUAUGCUGUCUUUGAGCAAGGUGCUUCUGCAGGAAAUGUUGGAAAUGAGAACAUCGUGGAGCAGAAGAAAGCAAACCCUGUCGCGCUGCUUCUGUCAUCUGCUAUGAUGUUGAGGCAUUUGCAGUUCCCAUCAUUUGCUGACCGUCUGGAAACGGCGGUGAAGCGCGUUGUUGCAGAAGGCACGCACAGAACAAAGGAUUUGGGCGGUACCAGCACCACCCAGGAAGUUACCGACGCUGUGAUUGCCAGUCUGGAUUAGAUUUCUGGUGCACACCUGAAAAAAAAGUUAAUUCUUUGGGGUGACUAGUUGGCUAGUCUUGACUCCUGAGUGUUAUUUAUCUUCUUACAUAGAUUUAGAUUGCUUCACAUUUUCGAGGGAUUACAAGGUAUCCCUUGUUUCAGAUUUUGUUUAGAAAUAAUUAUUGAGGAACCCACGAUGAUUGUUGUUCAUGUGAUACUUUGUACUUAUCAAGGUAGAAGACCUUGAGUUGUGAAAGGCAAAGGGAAUGGAUGACAGUCUCAAAAUAACAUGAAUUGAGAGUUGACUCUCAGAUUGGAGCUUUGGCCCAUAUGGUUGCCACUA